Phyllopteryx taeniolatus (common seadragon) is the source of this 1519-nucleotide messenger RNA. It is a transcript of the gene gfap, whose product is annotated as glial fibrillary acidic protein. Gene Ontology annotation, molecular function: structural constituent of cytoskeleton. NCBI's taxonomy places the organism in Eukaryota, Metazoa, Chordata, Actinopteri, Syngnathiformes, Syngnathidae. The record is from RefSeq and is a predicted model, not a curated record. Gene Ontology annotation, cellular component: cytoplasm; cell projection; intermediate filament. Gene Ontology annotation, biological process: regulation of chaperone-mediated autophagy; intermediate filament organization.
GCAGCGUUUGUGGAUGUCAAAAUUUACAAGGCUACCGUAACACUUCAUUCUUCAGCCAAGUGUUACGGCGAAACAAGUGCUCCCUUGGUGAUGUCCUAAGGUUCCACCAUGGAGAAUGGAGUGCAAUGCAGUAUGCGUUUCCAAGCAUCCAGCGGCACCCUAGGGGUCCACGUCAGGACCCUCUCCCUUUACGGGACUUCCCGCGCCAUCUGCGGGCCCCUCGCCCAGCGCCUGGACUUCUCCGCCGAUUUGGCACUGAAGGCUCGCUGCAAGCAGACGCGCGUGAACGAGAAGAUGGAGAUGACUGAACUGAACCGCCGCCUGGCCGUUUUCCUGGAGAAGGUUCGAGCUCUGGAGCAGCAGAACAGGCUGGCGGCCCAGCUGCAGCAGACCGGGGCCGCGGGGCCCGGCUGGGCGGCAGAUGUGUUCCGGGCGCAACUGAGGAAGCGAGCGGACAAGCUCGGCGCGGACAAGGACCGCUGAGAGAUGGACACGGGCAACAUGGAGGCCAACGUUGACGCUUCAAAACAGGGGUUGCAAGACGAAAUGAGUCUGCGGCCAGAUGCAGAGAACAAUCUCAGUGCCUACAGACAGAAUGUGGAUGAAGCGACCCUCAAUCGCCUUCAGCUGGAGAGGAAGGUGAAAGCCCUGCAGGAUGAGAUGAACUUUCUGAAGAAGCUCCACGAGGCGGAGCUGCAUGAACUGCAGGAGCAGAUCCUGGCCCGGCAGGUGUAUAUGGACGUGGACCUGUCCAAACCUGACCUGACCGUUGCGCUGAGGGACAUCUGGGUCCAAUAUGAGCGCAUGGCCUCCUUCCACAGGCUCGACACAGAGAAGUGGUACCGCUCCAAGUUUACCGACUUGACAGAGGCAGCCAAUCGUAACGCUCAGGCCUUACGGCAAGCCAAGCAGGAGGCCAAUGAGCACCGACAGCAGGUCCAAGUGGUCACCUGCGACCUGGAGGCGCUCACAGGAACUAACAAGUCUCUGAAACAUCAGCUCAGGGAGAUGGACGACCGCUUCUCAGCCACGUCGGCCGCCCACCGGGACCUGGCGAGACGCCUGCAGGAAGAGCGCAACGAUCUGAAGGAGGAGAUGGGCCGACACCUCCGGGAGUACCAGGACCUCCUCAAGGUCUAGCUGGCCCUGGAUAUGGAGAUCACCACCUACUGGAAGCUACUGGAUGGAGUGGAGAACAGGAUUGCUCUUCCCUUCCAUAGCUCCUGCAACACGCAUUUUAGAGAAGGGCAAAGGCGGUGAAGAGGAGCAUCCCGGUGCACACUGUGGACCACAAAGAUGGGGAGGUCAUCAAGGACUGAACCACUGUGCACUAACAGAUUUUAUCUGUUCCUUCAUGACAACUUACUGUAAUUUGUUGGUUGCGGGGGUUGUUUCCAAAAAACAGGACAUUUUCCUCUCCCUCUCCUGCCGACAACCUUACAUUCGGAGUGCCCGCUCUAUAUCAGAAUAACCCUGGGAUGCCAAGUGAGUGUCGCUGUGGGAUCAGGAUGGAUUAAAG